Molecule: messenger RNA, 1329 nt
Organism: Chara braunii
Lineage: Eukaryota; Viridiplantae; Streptophyta; Charophyceae; Charales; Characeae
Source: the annotation of a GenBank genome assembly
UGGGCCAUUGGCUGUAGCAUCGGGUGCGGAGUAGUGUUCGGGAUUGCACGGUAUCCUAUGUCUGGACGCGGGAGAGGUAAAGCAGGCGGGCGUCGAGGCCGCUGGUCCAAUUGUGGACGGUAUUGGAUGGAAGGCAGCAGCGUGAACCCUGGUGGAGGACAACCUGCGGCAUCGAAUCCAGCCCAGUACAGCGGGAGCGGUCCUGCCACGAAUGUAUACCCCCCGGGGGUGAACCCAGCACAGUUCACCACGGCAUUUCAGGCACCAGCUGGAAUGCCUGUUGUAGGGCCAACCGCAGUCCCGAACAUGGCGCCUCAAGCUUCAGUGCCAUACCAGGCGGUCGCCCCGACAGUUAACCCGUGGAGUAUGCUGCCAUGGCAGAACACCGGCCAAUGGCCGGUGAACGGGCAGUGGGUGGGACAGCCUCCCAACCCGCAGCCUGUAGGGAAUCAGCAGCCGAGCAAUCAGACGCACCAGCAACCGCCAAAUCAGCAAGCAGCAGUUCCACAAAGUAUGGGGAACGGAGGCAAUGCUGGGAAAGGCCCAGCCGCAAAUGCUUUCCUUGGUCCAGGGAAUCGAGCGUAUUUCACGAAAGAGUAUAUGGACAUUCUGGAGGAUAUUAAGCUGAACAAAGCCAUUGAAGACGCCCGGAAGAAGAUUGCACGUGGGAGGCAUGGUGUUGUGCGGAAUCAAGAUGUACCUGAUGAAGGGAGCAGAUCUGAAGUACGAUCGGCUGACAAGGUGCGUUCUGCCUAUAAGAGAGACGAAAUGAAAGCUUGGGUGACGGCGACACUAGGUGACUCAUUGAAGCUAAUCACGGAGAAGCUCCAGGAGGUGGAUCAAAGAGCUAAGCUAGCGGCAGCAGAGAAGGGCGAACUCAUUAAGCUGCGGGAGGCGAAAGCUCUGCUCGAGAAAGAAAGCAAAGAUCCGGGGAGCAACGAGAAGAGGAAGAGAGGAGGGGAAUGCACCCCAGUAGCUAACUCACCUCGUGUGAACCGUGUGAAGUCCCGUACUAGAACGAGUACCAAGACCAUGCCGCGUUCGAAGAGGAUAGUGGUAUCAUCGGAUGAAGAAGACGGCGGCACGGUCAAGCAGAAUCUCCAACCCAAGAUGGAUUCGAGCAGUGAAUUGUCCGAUAUUAAGGCAAUGUUUGCAGCCCUCUUACAAGGGAUCGACGACGCCAAAGGGAAGGCACCGGUCAUCGAACCCAAGGCGGCCAAAGUAGAAGCUCGCGAGGAAGAGGAGGGGACCGAAGACGUCGAUGUAGUGCAGAACGAGCCCAUGCAUGUCGAGGAGUGAAUUGUCAUUUGAGUAUGCGCUCACGUGCGC